AUGGCGGAUAUACUUUGUCGAUUAUGUGCAAAUCUAUGCAUUGGUAGUGGCUACAAGAAUCUUUACGACGAUAUUGAAGUAUACGAAGUUACAACCAAAUAUUUUGACCCCAUGUUCCUCAAUUCCAAUUACCAGAUUGGUACAAUAUGUUUGAAAUGUUGGUAUCGUAUGAAUGACUUUGAUAAAUUUCGGCAAACAUCAAAUGUUCUCCAAAAACAACAUAUGGAAAAGGAAAUCCAAAGUGGAAAUUAUCAACAAGUUUUCUGUCCAAUAUGCAAUUCCUUUUGUAACCGAAAGGUAGAAAUAAACGAUGAUACGUUGACUAGGAAAGUUGUAAUAAAAUAUUUCGGAUCAGUGAUUAUGAACGAUGGCUUAAAAAUAAGAAAACUUUGUGUUAAAUGCUGGACUCGAAUCUAUAAUUUUUACAAAUUCCAGGAGGAUGCAUACGAAGCACAAAACAAAUUUAUUAAAAAUGAAAUAGAAUAUGAUGCUGUUGAGAUAAGUGUAGAUUCGAAUCAACAUAUCAAACAGGAGAAUAUUUAUGAAGUAAAAGAAGAAACGGAAACAAAUUGCCUAAAUAAUUAUAUAAUUUCCACAAAAUGUGAAGAAUCUGGAGAGUACAAACAACACACCAUUGUACAACACAAUGUGAUAAUAAAAGAAGAACCCGAAUUACAAUUAUACGAUGUACAUGCGGAAAAUGCAUCUGAGCACAAUAAUAACAUUGAUUCUUCGAUGGAAGAUGAUGAUAGUGAUUAUGAUCCUUUGAAAAUAGCUGAUGAUAGAAGAAAAACUAUUUCAGAACUUGAUGCUAUCAUUGCCAAAUGGAGACCCAAUUUGGAGUGUUUAGUUUGUGGUGCGAUGCGUCCAACAUUUACACUUUUGCAAAAACAUUUUUAUGACACCCAUCCUAAUGUAAAAUGCCACAUAAUCUGUUGCCAGUGUAAAUUGAACUCGCACUAUUAUAUCGAGGAACAUUUACGUUACCAUGAAGAUCCUAAUAGCUUUAAAUGUAAAAUAUGUGGUCAUGUUAAUAUGACUAGACUUCGUUUGAAGCGACAUAUGGAUUAUUGGCAUUCGGAUAAAAAUAAUAAAAACAUAGCUGAAAAGGCAAAUGAGGAUCAAGAAAAACUAAUUUGCAAUGAAUGUGGAAAGUCUGCCAAAACAUUGGGUGCAUUACGAAAACAUAUGCACCGGCAUGAAGCAAAGCGUAAAUUUAAAUGUACGAUAUGUGAUAGAGGAUUUAGAGGUCGCACUGAUUUACGGACGCAUUUAGCAUCACAUGCAAACAAUACAUGCUUUAUUUGUUCAAUGCAAUUUAAGAAUAUUACAAAAUUAAGAGCCCAUCAGGCAGAAGCACAUACCAAUUUAAAAGAUCAAAACAUUAUUAAGAUAGAAAAUGAAUUCCAGUAA
This is a messenger RNA of Musca vetustissima, 1413 nucleotides long. Its product is annotated as transcription factor grauzone-like. Gene Ontology annotation, cellular component: nucleus. The transcript has 3 exons. Gene Ontology annotation, biological process: regulation of DNA-templated transcription. The record is from RefSeq and is a predicted model, not a curated record. NCBI's taxonomy places the organism in Eukaryota, Metazoa, Arthropoda, Insecta, Diptera, Muscidae. Bases 1 to 1413 code for a protein of 470 amino acids. Gene Ontology annotation, molecular function: RNA polymerase II cis-regulatory region sequence-specific DNA binding; DNA-binding transcription factor activity, RNA polymerase II-specific; zinc ion binding.